AGCAAGAGGCGAGUUUCAGCCUGAGCAGUUGGGUGUGGGUGCGGAUGCCACCCACAGAGGAAGGAACUGCGUUCCGGAGUGGGGGUGCACUUGUUGCGUGACUUGGGCGAGGAAGCAAGAAUCCGCGCGCCCGGGGGGCGGAGCGAGAGGAGGAAGGAGAAGGUAGGAGCCAGGACCGGGGAAGCAAGACAGUGAGUCCAGGAGUAAGCAGAAUCCACUUGACUAGGAGGGAAGCAAAGCCGAAGUCAUCAUGGCUUCAGUGUCUACUCACGGAAACCAAGAUAAAGGUCCCCACUUGCCACCACCAAGCAAGCAGAGCCUUCUGUUUUGUCCAAAAUCAAAACUGCACAUCCACAGAGGAGAGAUUUCAAAGAUUAUCCGAGAAUGCCAAGAAGAAAGUUUCUGGAAAAGAGCUCUACCUUUUUCUCUUGUGAGCAUGCUGGUCACCCAGGGACUAGUCUACCAAGGUUAUUUAGCAGCUAAUCCAAGAUUUGGAUCAUUGCCUAAAGUUGCAAUUGCUGGCAUCUUAGGAUUUGGUCUUGGAAAGGCAUCUUACAUAGGAGUGUGCCAGAGUAAAUUCCACUCCUUUGAAGAUCAGCUCCGUGGAGCUGGUUUUGGUCCUGGACAUAACAGGCACUGCCUACUUACCUGUGAGGAGUGCAAAACUCAGCGUGGAUUAAGUGAGAAGGGAGAUUCACAACCUUCAACGUCCUAAACUCUGUACCUAUGGAUUUGGAAGUUUCUUUAGCCUUUGAAUUUGUACACAUUUAAAACUUCAAGUAUCCUUUAAAGUAAUGUGUUUACAGUGGAACAAAAACAUUGUGAUUCUCUCUCUAUUGAAAUGCUUUCUGUGGAAGAUUCUCAAUUGAAUGAGCAUUACAGUAGGCUGAAAUGCUCAAAACCCCAUCUGUGGUUUUGCUUUCCACGUUUCACUUACCUGUGGUCAACCACAGUCCAAAAAUAUAAUAUUAUGUACAAUAAGAUAUUUUGAGGAAUGACUGACCACAUUCACAUAACUUUCGUUAUAGCAUAUUAUUCACUUAUUAUUAGUUAAAAAUGUUAAUCUCUUACUGUGCCUAAUGUAUAAAUUAAACAUUAUUGUAGGCAGGUAUAUAAGGGAAAAAACAGUACAUAGGAGGUUCAGUAUGUAUGCAAUUUCAGGCAUCCUCUGGGGUCUUUGAACAUGUCACCUACAGAUAAUAAGGAGACUUCUGUCAUGCUUUUCUGCUAUUUAUGAACAUGUUGGGAGUAUUCACAAAAGUAAUUAUGUUGCACCCCACUAACUUACAACCAGUAAAAGAAUUUGGGAGACUUCUCUCACGCACACCUGUCCAUUCUUCCAUUCUGAUUUAAGUCAGUGUUUGAAGUUCUCUGAUGGAGGACAGGAGUCAGUGUUUGUGAACUUGGGAAGCCAUCUCCCCAAAGAAAACCAGUGUGUAUGGAGAUAAAAUGCAGUUGCAAGAAAGACUGUCUCUUGUAGGAAUAGGAAGUGCUUUCUAAAAUGUAGGGGCCAAGGGCCUUCCCUGGUGGCGCAGCAGUUGAGCUCUGGGCUGCGAGGCUGCCCGCGGCCUCUGCAGCGUCGGUUCAUUCGCCGGCGAGGGUCCCACAAAAAAUAAAUAAAUAAAAAAUAAAAUGUAGGGGCCAAGAUCUUUAACUUUAUGAAAAAUAUAUCAUUUGACUCACAAGCUGAGGCAGCUGCCCUCUGCUCAUCUAGCUGACUUUAUGCUUCAUUAGCGUUGCAUUUCCUUAUCUUCUUAGGUUACCUGCCUGGGUAAUAUGCACCUGCUCAUGGUCAGUACUCAAGAACUUUGUUCUUUUAUAGACUGUGAGUGGCCUGAAAGAAUAACUACAUCUUCCCAAACUGUCCCUCUUUCUCUGAAGAAAAAGUUUAUUUACAGGAGGAAUCACUGAAAGAAUUAAUUCACAGAAUGACAAACUCUUGGGAUUUUAUAGAGCUCAGAGGUAGUCAAUGCAACAUAAGAGUUGAAUGCCUAUUCUCCUGUGUUUUUUUGCAUAGAAAAAAAAUUUCCAUUGGGGACUUCUUGUGCUACGGUAGAUUAUCUGAGACCUUUGUAAAAACUUCUCUUGCAUCUUUGCAUCAUCUCAAGAAAAUGCUUUAUAUAAAGCAUUUGAUAUAUAACGCAUUUUCCUCAGAAGAUACAUGUAAGAAUACACAUAUACAUAUACACAUACAUACACAUAUAUCUAUAGAGAGAGAGAGACAAGAGUUUGUGUGUGUACACAUUUGUGUUUUACUCAAUACCUUUUGAAACCUAUAUCAUGGAAUGAAAAGAGAGAUCUCCUCUAAACUUAAUGUUUGAUAUGAAAUAUUUUAUUUUAAAUGUGAAAAAUAUUUGGAGGUUUUCAUUUUUACAGGAACAUUAAGUGUAUAAAACGACAUGAUUUUGACUCCUUUUUUAUAUUACAUAUCCUGGUUUUUCAGUGGCUAAAGCUCUAUUUCUGUAAAUGAGAACACAGAGCCAAUAUCCUUGCUUCUUGGAUGAAGUUUAACUCUUGGCUCUGACAACCAGCAAUUGAUGAUUCUUUGUUAUCUCAGUUAUUGGCAAAAAUUCAGUAUUGGGCACAUUUAUUUCCUGCAUCCCAGAAAAAGAUUUGCCAGGAGUCAGGACAUUUUCACAUUGCUAAGUAGAGCAAGUCAAAGUUAAAAAUCAGUCUCAGGGCACCAGGAAAAAGAUGAAUCUAUUAUUAUUGAAAAGAAACGUUGCUUCUAAAUGCUGACAUCAUCAUAGUUCUGAAUCAAAGUGGGUUUAUUGGUUGGGCUCUUUGCUUUUUCUAAGUAGGUAAGUUAUCCGUUGAUGUUCUUCAAAUGAUCUUAGUGUGAACAGAAAUAAGUAAGGAAAAACUAGAAGACCAUCCAGGAAAUCUUGGCUAUUUUGCUUCAUUACCUAUAGAAUAUGUUAUGAGGCAAGUAUUUGGAGGGAAAUAUCUUUUUCUUGUGGAAGAAUGUGUUGAAGGAGCAGCCUUUGUCUUUUAGCAUUUAGCAUUACCAAUAUUCACUGCCAACGUGGUUUAAGUUUAUGAAAAUGAAUGAGAUACUGUAUAUAAUGCUUACUUAUUUUUUAAAUUCUCAUUUAAGCAAAAAAUAUUUUCUGUCUGUUGCUGUCAAAAUAGGUGAUUUAUCUAUUUUAU
Messenger RNA from Talpa occidentalis (Iberian mole), 3150 nucleotides. RefSeq names its product OCIA domain containing 2 (gene OCIAD2). Gene Ontology annotation, cellular component: mitochondrial inner membrane. NCBI's taxonomy places the organism in Eukaryota, Metazoa, Chordata, Mammalia, Eulipotyphla, Talpidae. The transcript is spliced from 7 exons. The record is from RefSeq and is a predicted model, not a curated record. The coding region runs from base 251 to 715 and encodes 154 amino acids.